GGCAGCGGACAGCGACCGCAGCGACACUCGGCAGCGGGGCGGGCGGACAGCGCCUGAUCAGCGGCCCGCACACACAUACAUACACACGCAUACACGCUCUCUCCACGCCGGGGCUGCAAGGCCCACGCUCAGAGCUCCCCCCCUACCCCUCCCCCCUGGCUGCGGCCCCGUCUCUUCUCAGCGACCGCGGCCUCUUCCCACCUUCCUUCCCUCCCUCUCCCCGGCGGCGGCGCCAGCAGCCGGGAGCAGGGCGCCGGGCGGUCAUGGCUCACCAGCAGACCAGCAGCUCCCAAAAGGCGCUGAUGUUGGAGCUGAAGAGCCUGCAGGAGGAGCCAGUGGAGGGGUUCCGCAUCACCCUAGUCGAUGAAUCCGACUUGUACAACUGGGAGGUGGCGAUCUUCGGGCCGCCCAACACGCAUUACGAGGGGGGCUACUUCAAGGCUCAGCUGAUGUUCCCCAUUGAUUAUCCCUACUCUCCGCCAUCAUUCCGCUUCCUCACCAAGAUGUGGCAUCCGAAUAUCUACGAGAAUGGGGACGUGUGCAUUUCGAUUCUGCAUCCGCCUAUCGAUGACCCCCAAAGCGGGGAACUACCCUCUGAGAGAUGGAACCCCACACAGAACGUCAGGACGAUUCUCCUCAGCGUCAUCUCCCUGUUAAACGAGCCAAACACCUUUUCCCCUGCCAACGUGGACGCCUCGGUGAUGUUCAGAAAAUGGAGAGAUAGUAAAGGAAAGGAUAGAGAAUAUGCAGAGAUUAUUAGGAAGCAGGUCCUGGCCACCAAGGCGGAGGCAGACAAGGACGGGGUGAAGGUGCCGACCACGCUGGCGGAGUACUGCGUGAAGACGCGGGCGCCCCCGCACGACAACAGCUCGGACCUGCUGUACGACGACCUGUACGACGAUGACAUGGACGAGGAGGAGGAGGACGGAGACGGGGACUUCCUCGACGACGAGGAUGACUCGGGCAACGAGGAGUCGUGACCAAUGCCCCGGGAGGGGGGGUGAUGACUGGCCGACCCCUGACUCUCGCCCUCCCCACCCCCCCCAUUCCCAACGCUGGGCUGCCCUGGCUCUGGGACCCGACACCCACCCUCCCCCACCCACCGCUCCUCCCGAGUGCGACCCUCGCCCAGCCCCUCCCCAGUAAAAUAUUUGGGCACCGAGUCGCAUAGACACUGCUCGUCCGCAACAAAACUCUUCCCGCUGUGAGCCUGUGGCCGGGAGGGGUGUGUGUGUGUGCUUGUGCGCGUGUGCGUGCGCGCACGUGUGUGUGUGUGUGUGAGGGAGGGUGCUUGUAUUCUUGUCCUUGUUUCUUAAGUCCGAUGGUGAAACAUUUAUGGGGUGGUGUGGCAUCGCCCCAUGUAAUAUGCUGAUAAAGAUUGUCUCUGGUGAUACUUUCUA
Amblyraja radiata (thorny skate) is the source of this 1400-nucleotide messenger RNA. RefSeq names its product ubiquitin-conjugating enzyme E2 R2-like. The record is from RefSeq and is a predicted model, not a curated record. NCBI's taxonomy places the organism in Eukaryota, Metazoa, Chordata, Chondrichthyes, Rajiformes, Rajidae. The coding region runs from base 264 to 980 and encodes 238 amino acids. The transcript has 6 exons.